AUGGACGCUUUCUCGGGAUACAACCAGAUCUUGAUGCAUCCCGAUGAUCGCGAGAAGACAGCAUUCAUCACCGACAGAGGGACCUACUGCUACAAGGUGAUGCCCUUCGGGCUAAAGAACGCCGGCGCGACUUAUCAGCGACUCGUCAACCGAAUGUUCGCUGAUCAGCUUGGCAACACCAUGGAAGUGUACAUCGACGAUAUAGAAUUCCUCGGCUACAUUGUCACUCAACAAGGAAUCGAGGCUAACCCCAAGCAGAUCUCAGCGAUCCUCGACCUUCCAAGCCCAAAGAACAGCCGCGAAGUACAGCGACUAACCGGACGCAUAGCAGCUCUCAACAGGUUCAUCUCGCGGUUAACCGAUAAGUGUCUUCCCUUCUACGAGGUACUAAGGUGCAAUAAGAGGUUCGUCUGGGACGAAAAGUGCGAGGAGGCGUUCAAUCAACUCAAUCACUACCUCACAACCCCCCCAGUACUAUCGAAGCCAGAAGCCGGCGACACAUUGUCCCUCUACAUAGCCAUCACAUCCUCCGUCGUCAGCAGCGUGCUCAUUCGAGAAGAUCGGGGAGAACAUAAACCAAUCUUUUACACCAGUAAAAGAAUGACCGAGCCGGAGACGAGAUACCCAACACUCGAAAAGAUGGCCUUAGCUGUCGUCACCUCGGCCAGGAAACUGCGAUCCUACUUUCAAUCGCACACGAUUGAAGUCCUUGCCGACUUCUUGAUCGAGUUAACACUAGAGCUGGAGCAAGACCUCAUCCUACCAAGUGUAAACUGGGUCCUACACGUCGACGGUUCAUCCACGAGUAAAGGGUCAGGAGCAGGAGUGCAACUGCAAUCACCAACAGGAGAACUCAUCCGGCAGUCAUUCAGUUUUGGAUUUGCGGCGUCAAACAACGAAGUUGAGUAUGAAUCCCUCAUCGCAGGGCUCCGUCUCACCAAGGCAGUGAAAGCCAAAAGAGUCAGCGCUUACUGCGACUCUCAACUUGUCGUAAGCCAGUACUUCGGCGAUUACGACGUCCGCAACGAAAGGAUGGACGCCUACCUCAAACUCGUUCCUCGCGGAGAAAAUGUCUGUGCCGACGCCCUCGCUGCUCUAGGAAGCAAACUACACGAUCAAGUCAAGAGGACAAUCUCAAUCCAUAAAAUCGAGAAACCGAGCAUCGAUACGAAGGCAGAGCAGACUGCGAUUGCAGCAGCGAUUAGCGAAGCGAUGGACAUCGACGAAGCAGAACCUCCUUCGCAAGAUGAUCAGCCAACAGAUUGGCGCAAGGAACUCAUCGAUUACCUCGCUGAAGGUUUAUUGCCCACCGAGAAAUGGGACGCGCGGCGACUGAAGCGACGUAGCGCACACUACGUUGUCUUGGACGGGGAACUACACCGAUGGACCGCGACGAAGGUGCUACUCAAAUGUAUCUCCGGCGAAGGAACGAAACUAGUCAUGGCCGAAACACAUGAAGGAGCAGCAGGCAAUCACUCGGGCGGACGAGCUCUCGCAUUAAAAGUAAAGAAUCUCGGAUUCUACUGGCCAACCAUGAACGCCGACUGCGAGACAUACGUGCGCAAGUGCGACAAAUGCCAGCGUCACGCUUCCACCAUACACAGCCCACCGGAGUUCCUUCAUACCCUAACUGCUCCAUACCCAUUCAUGCGAUGGGGAAUGGACACCAUCGGUCCGAUGCCGGCAUCUCGCCAAAAGAAGUUCAUCCUGGUCCUCACAGAUUACUUCACCAAGUGGGUUGUAGCCGAAGCCUAUGCCAGCAUCACCGACAAGGAGGUGCAAAACUUCGUCUGGAAGAACAUAAUCUGCCGACACGGGCUCCCAUACGAGAUCAUCACAGACAACAGUUCACAAUUCAUCUCGCAUCAUUUCAAGGGAUUCUACGACCGAUGGCAAAUUCGACUCAACAUGUCGACCCCGAGAAACCCACAAAGUAACGGCCAAGCCGAGUCGACGAACAAGACCAUCAUCGACGGUCUGAAGAAACGACUCGACUUAAAGAAAGGUUGA
This is a messenger RNA of Brassica napus (rape), 2010 nucleotides long. RefSeq lists its product as uncharacterized. Gene Ontology annotation, biological process: DNA integration. The coding region runs from base 1 to 2010 and encodes 669 amino acids. The record is from RefSeq and is a predicted model, not a curated record. NCBI's taxonomy places the organism in Eukaryota, Viridiplantae, Streptophyta, Magnoliopsida, Brassicales, Brassicaceae. The transcript is spliced from 4 exons. Gene Ontology annotation, molecular function: RNA-DNA hybrid ribonuclease activity; nucleic acid binding.